Messenger RNA from Canis lupus familiaris (dog), 1162 nucleotides. It is a transcript of the gene TMEM240, whose product is annotated as transmembrane protein 240. Bases 1 to 522 code for a protein of 173 amino acids. The record is from RefSeq and is a predicted model, not a curated record. Lineage: Eukaryota; Metazoa; Chordata; Mammalia; Carnivora; Canidae. The transcript is spliced from 4 exons.
AUGUCCAUGAGCGCGAACACCAUGAUCUUCAUGAUUCUGGGGGCGUCGAUCGUGAUGGCCAUCGCGUGCUUGAUGGACAUGAACGCAUUGCUGGACCGAUUCCACAACUACAUCCUCCCGCAUCUGCGGGGCGAGGACCGCGUCUGCCACUGCAACUGUGGCCGGCACCACAUCCACUACGUGAUCCCUUACGACGGGGACCAGUCGGUGGUGGACGCCUCCGAGAACUACUUCGUGACCGACAACGUCACCAAGCAGGAGAUCGACCUCAUGCUGGGGCUGCUGCUGGGCUUCUGCAUCAGCUGGUUCCUGGUGUGGAUGGACGGCGUCCUGCACUGCGCCGUGCGCGCCUGGAGGGCUGGCCGGCGCUACGAUGGCUCGUGGACCUGGCUGCCCAAGCUGUGCAGCCUGCGGGAGCUGGGCCGGCGGCCGCACAGGCCCUUCGAGGAGGCGGCCGGCAACAUGGUGCACGUGAAGCAGAAACUCUACCACAACGGCCACCCGAGCCCGCGGCAUCUCUGAGCCGCGCGCAGGACUCGCGGGGCCUUCGGCCAACGCGCCCACGCACACGGGACUGGACGGCCGCCCCGGGCCAGGGCGCCCGCAGCUGCCGGGCGUGUCCAGCGGAAGGUGCUGUCUCCUCUUCUUUUUAUAAAGGGGGUCGGGGCGGGGAAGGCCGCCGGUCUGGGGGCAGGACCCUGGCCUCCCGGGCUGGACGGGGCGCGGGAACCGGGGCGGGGGGCACGGGCACCUGUGCGGGCCGCCAGGACCACCUGCUCGCCCCCACGCGCUGCAGUCUCGCCUGUGCCGGGCCCACGUCUGUUACUUAAACCCGGCUGUUUCCUGUGCGCCCGGCGGCCUCUUGGGGCCAGUCCUGGCAGAGGGAAACGAGGCCAGGAGAGGGUCUUGGCAGGGAAGGGGGCGGCCCCCGGCCGCGCCCACGUCUGCACACGGGAGCAUGUGCAUGGGGCGUGUGCGUCCGCGGGCCGCAAUGGGGGUGGAGGGCGGGGGGCAGGGGUCUGGUGGAGGCCCCAGCCUAGCAGCAAUAAGGCCCCCGAGCCCCACUGCGGCAAGUGUGGCCACCCUGCCCAGGGCAUCCCCGGUCGGGCGCCUCACUGUGACCCCCACCCCUGCUGGUCAGUAAAUUCUCCAGAAAGCUCCA